GCAUAAAACCGCUCUGAGCUGCCGCAUCUGCUCGGCUGGUGCUUGUGUGAGAGCAGAGCGGAGGGAGCGCAUAGCAUAGCUGGGCUUUCCAGUUCCUGCAGGCAACGCCCAUGGUCCUGGACUGCGUCUUCACGGACAUCCACUUAGGGACAUCCACUCUCUCCACUUUCAGAAAAGUUUGGACAAAGUGAAUUGGGGUUGGGGUUGGGAGAUGGCAGCUGCUCCCUCUGCUUCCUCUGUGCCCCCUUUCAGGAGCCCCCACCUCCAACCCCCCUCCAUCCUUCCCACGCUGACACCCAGCUCCCAGACCCUCCUUUGCUUUCCUUGAUUCCCUGACCUCGGUGGGGUCAGCCAUGUCAGCUCUGCUCCCUGCUGGUUUUAUUCUCCUCCCUAUCCCUAUCUGCUGAACUGUUUCCAAGUCCUCACACUGCCGUUCUCCCGCCCUUUCUCUCCACCUCUACAACUUUCUCUCUUACUCCAUUUUAUCUAUCCAACUGCUUACUUGCACCCACACGGUCCCUCCACCCACCUUCCUAACCUUCUCUCCCCCAAAUCCUGACCAUGGAUUCUGAGCCUUCUUGGACUGCCACUCCCUCUCCUGGGGGCACCCUGUCUAUCCCCAACGCUACCACACCCUGGCUGGGCAGAGAUGAAGAGCUAGCCAAGGUGGAGAUUGGGAUCUUAGCUACCGUCCUGGUCCUGGCCACAGGGGGCAACCUGGCUGUACUGCUGACACUGGGCUUCCAGGGCCGCAAGCGUUCCCGCAUGCACCUGUUUGUGCUGCACUUGGCCCUGACUGAUCUGGGCGUGGCGCUUUUCCAGGUACUGCCUCAGCUGCUCUGGGAUAUCACCUACCGCUUCCAGGGCUCUGACACCCUUUGCCGGGCUGUCAAGUAUCUGCAGGUGCUCAGCAUGUUCGCUUCCACUUACAUGCUGCUGGCCAUGACGCUGGACCGAUACCUAGCUGUCUGUCACCCCCUUCGCAGCCUCCAGCAGCCCAGCCAGUCCACCUACCCUCUCAUUGCGGCUCCCUGGCUGCUGGCUGCCAUCCUCAGCCUUCCUCAGAUUUUCAUUUUUUCUCUGCGAGAGGUCAUCCAGGGCUCGGGGGUACUGGACUGCUGGGCAGAUUUCUACUUUUCUUGGGGGCCACGGGCCUACAUCACCUGGACCACUAUGGCCAUCUUUGUGCUCCCCGUGGUUGUGCUCACAGCCUGUUAUAGCCUCAUCUGCUGUGAGAUCUACAAGAACCUGAAAGUCAAGACACAGGCUGGCAGAGAGGAAAAAGGGGGCUGGAGGACUUGGGACAAGUCCUCGUCUCCUGCCCCUGCGGAUGCCACUAGAGGGCUGCCAUCCCGGGUCAGCAGCAUCAGCACCAUCUCCAGAGCAAAGAUCCGAACUGUGAAGAUGACCUUUGUCAUUGUGCUGGCCUACAUCGCUUGCUGGGCACCCUUCUUCAGUGUCCAGAUGUGGUCUGUGUGGGACGAGAACGCCCCCAAUGAAGAUUCUACCAAUGUGGCUUUCACCAUCUCAAUGCUUUUGGGCAACCUCAGCAGCUGCUGCAACCCCUGGAUCUACAUGGCCUUCAACAGCCACCUGCUGCCGCGUUCCCUGAGUCACCGCGUCUGCUGCAGGGGUUCGCAGCCCCGGGUGCACAGGCAAGUCUCGGACAGCAGCCUGGCUAGCCGCCGCACCACACUGCUCACCCACUCCAGCGGUCCGUCUACCCUCCGUCUCAGCCUUCACCUCAGCCUCCAGGCAAAGCCCAGGCCUGCAGAGUCACAGAAGGAUUUAGAGCAGGGAGAUGGAGAAGCCGCCGUGGAGACCAGCAUCUUUUAGAGAAGACUCCCUGGAACCUGGCUCUACACAUCUCAGCUAUUGGGAAUAAGGACUAAAUGGGUUGGUGAUGGUACUGAGUGGAACCUAGUUUGAGGCAGGGUAAAGAGGCCAGAAUGGCUGCCAUUACCCUAGGUGUCAUGACAGCCCCAAGUGUGAGUACUGGCUGUUCUCUCUCAAUUUAGAUGGCUGGAAACUAGGAGAAUCAAACUACCUGUUCCUUCUACAUUCAUAAGGGCACCCACAAGCAUGCCCAACUGGUAGAUAGAGUGUUCUAGAUCUAGGACAGGCCUAGAUGGUACUAUCAACUCAGAGGCUCGUCUCAUGACUUGGCUAACUGCCUCCAUUCUAAUCUGACUGGUACAUCUCAGUGCAACCAGGAGAGGAGAGAAGAGAUUAUUAGAAAGGGGAACAGGUGUGUGGGACUUCCAGCUGUGCUCACCUGUCUACAGAAAUGAGAUGGUCUAAUGGUGAUGUGGGACCUGGUACCCAAUGGUGAUGUGGGACCUGGUACCUGAUGGUGAUAUGGGACCUGGUACCCAAUGGUGAUGUGAGACCUGGUACCCAAGGGUGAUGUGGGACCUGGUACCCAAUGGUGAUGUGAGACCUGGUACCCAAUGGUGAUGUGAGACCUGGUACCCGAUGGUGAUGUGAGACCUGGUACCCAAUGGUGAUGUGAGACCUGGUACCCGAUGGUGAUGUGAGACCUGGUACCCGAUGGUGAUGUGGGACCUGGUACCCGAUGAUGAUGUGGGACAUGAUACCAAGUAGGAACAUAGUAAAUGCUCCAAGUAGGAACAUAGUAAAUGCUCUUCUCCCACAUCAUUCCUGCCACCAGAUGGGUGGCAUUGGGAUGCACCACGUGUUCUCAGUGGUAUGGUCCACUGGGGCUAGAUACAGAGAAAGAGGAGAGGGAGGAAGGAAUGAAAAAAGCCACAAUAAAAUCAGGGGAAGGAAUAAGCCUAAGAGGCCACAGGGCUAGGGCCUUUCUCCUUGUCUCCUCCAGAGGUCCAGACUUCCUUCCUCUGGGACUGUGCGGAACAGACAUCCUUUUUGAAAAAAGCUGACUUGAUUAUGGCUGUAGAAAUUCUUGAAGUUCUAAGAGAAGUUGGAAUCAAAGGGUUUAUUUUUUGUUUGUUUGUUUUGGUUUGGUUUUGUUGUUGUUGUUUUUUUUGUUUUUUGGUUUUUCUAGACGGGGGUUUCUCUAUGUAGUUUUGGUGCCUGUCCUGGAACUUACUUUGGAGACCAGGUUGGCCUCGAACUCACAGAGAUCCGCCUGCCUCUGCCUCCUGAGUGCUGGGAUUAAAGGCGUGCGCCACCGCUGCCCAGCAGAAUCAAGGUUUUUAAGUCUCUGCUCCACCCUGGGAAGCCACCUCCACUUUCCAGGCCUCAGCUUCCUCACCUGUAGUGAGAUGGCCUCUAAGGUCUUUCUCAGCUCUAGCCGUCUAUGACUCCGCAAAAUCAGAAUUGGGGUAAUAGCACAAAACCACGAAGUGUGUUCUACCCAACAGGCUCUAGAAUUGUUCCAUUUUUAUAACAAUUACAUCUAUACCUUUACUUCAGUUCUGCUAGGUCCCGCCACACCAGAGCUGGUCCCUUUGACCUCAAUUCUGUAUUGUUGAAUCCUCUUUCUAGGUAGGAAGAGACAGCAAGGAAAGGUGAAACCUAGGACCUGGCCUCACUCUUCUUUACUGUUUCCAGGGGAACUAAAAUCUUAGAAGAACUUCCCCACCUCGGUUCUGGUUCCAAGGGACAGCCGAGAUUAUACAAAAAGCACCACCCAGCAGCAGGUCAGGAGAGCUGGGUCUUGGCUCUGUCCUAGCAGUGACCACGGUCAGUCACAUGCUGAGUCAGGCUAUCUCAGUUAUGAGAGUCAGACAAAGUGGGUACAAAUGUAGUUUGCAACCUUGACUGAUCUACAAGCUCUAGGGAACAGGUUCACCACCCUCCCCCGACUCCUAGGGAAGCUUUGAAGAGUGAUUAUGGUUCUGUAAAGAUGCUUCUCGUGGGGUUAGGGUUUCUGUCAGCUUGACACAAAUUCUGCUCAUCUUGGAGGAGGGAACCUCAGUUGAGGAACUGCCUCCAUCAGACUGGUCUGUGGGCAUUUUCUUGGCUAGUGAUUGAUGUGGGAAGGCCAGCCCACUGUAGGCAGUACUACCCUUGGGAAAGUUGUCAUGGGUCGUAGAAGAAGGCUGAGCUGAAGACAUGCAUACCAGUAGCAUCACACAGACUGAGCAGUUUGUAUUAUGUAUUUAGGGAGUACAUAUGUAUAUACAUAUACACGUACAUAUACUUACAUAACAACAAUUAAUGAAAAAAGAGGACAUGAAUUCGA
Peromyscus californicus insignis is the source of this 4168-nucleotide messenger RNA. RefSeq names its product arginine vasopressin receptor 1B (gene Avpr1b). Gene Ontology annotation, biological process: positive regulation of vasoconstriction; regulation of systemic arterial blood pressure by vasopressin; G protein-coupled receptor signaling pathway. Gene Ontology annotation, molecular function: peptide binding; vasopressin receptor activity. NCBI's taxonomy places the organism in Eukaryota, Metazoa, Chordata, Mammalia, Rodentia, Cricetidae. Gene Ontology annotation, cellular component: membrane. The record is from RefSeq and is a predicted model, not a curated record. The transcript is spliced from 2 exons. The coding region runs from base 562 to 1836 and encodes 424 amino acids.